Molecule: messenger RNA, 840 nt
Organism: Naumovozyma dairenensis CBS 421
Lineage: Eukaryota; Fungi; Ascomycota; Saccharomycetes; Saccharomycetales; Saccharomycetaceae
Exons: 1
Coding region: 1-840 (279 amino acids)
Molecular function (GO): FMN binding
Source: RefSeq, a predicted model, not a curated record
AUGCCCUCUCAAAUGGCACCAUGGGUGCCCACGUUCAUCCAAUCGUGUAAAAACAAUACUCAACAACCGUUUACUCCAUUCCAAUUUGCAACUAUCGAUGCAGUUAAUAACUUACCACGAGUAAGAACUGUUGUCUUUAGAGACUUUUUAUUUCACGAUAAGCAAACGAAUAUUUUGACCUUUAAUUCUGAUUUGAGAAGCCAUAAGCUUUGUGGUAAUACUGCUUCUACACCUUUUGAGAGUUGUUUCUAUUUUCCUCAGACAUGGGAACAAUAUAGGCUUACUGGACAAUGUUUUGUAAUAAGCAAUAAUAAAGAGAAAAAUCAUAUUCCAAAAUCAAUAGUUCGUAAAUAUGCAUUGUUUUCUUCUCAUAGAGAUUGCCAUAUGCAAGGACAAUCAGAAGUAGAAGAAAACGGAGAAGAACAAGAGGCGGAAGAAGAAUGUGAAGAAGGAGAGAAUUAUGGAAAUGAUGAAAGCUAUGAAGAUUAUGAAGAGGAAGAAGAAGAUGAUCUGCUAUGUGAAGAAGACUGGCAUGCCGAAGUUAAAAGACAAUGGGAGUCGUUAUCUAGAUCGUCUAAAUCAUUAUAUAGGAAACCUGCACCUGGAAGUCCACUAACUACUGAAACAAGUAAGAAAUUGGAUAAAUUGCAAAGAGGUGUUGAUGGGGCAAAAGAAGAUGAUGGUUUGGAAAAUUUCGGUAUAAUAUGUCUAUGUAUUGACUCCGUUGACUAUUUAAAUUUGAAAGAUGGUCGUGGAGGGGAAAGAUGGAUUUAUAAGAGAAUGUCAGAAGGGGACUGUUCUGAUACUGAAGCUUGGGAAGAAGAAGAAGUCUGUCCGUAA